GAUAAUUCCAAUAAAAACGAAGAAGAAGUGUUUUGAUACACUUUCACUCCCUUCUCCUAUGCUCUUCCACAUUCCCAAUUCUCCCUCUCAUUCUUCCAGGUACACGCCCUUUGACUUGUGAGGGGGAAAAAGUUUUAAGGAAAGAAAAAAAAAACCUAAAUCACGGAAGAGAUUCUGCAGUCCUACUAGUUUGGCAAGUUCUCUGGGCUCAAAGCAGUGUAGAAAGGCGGAGAAGAGGGCAGAAACUCAAAUUUGCGCACAUUUAUACACUUCUCCUGUCCCGCAGACGAUAUACGAAAAAGGAGUCAUGGAGGCUGCCAUUCAGACCGUAGUGAAGGUCUUCCUGAAGUCGACCAAGGGAAGGGAGAGUCUAGGACCGAAAGAGUUCCAGGGCCUCGUCAAGAGCCAGCUCAGCAACAUCCUGUCGGACACAGACAGCAAAGAGGCGGUCAACAACAUGGGCCAGGGACUGGAUGCCAACCAAGAUGGCAAGGUUGGCUUCGAGGAGUACAUGAAACUGGUCGGCUACCUGGCGGUCUCUCUCAGUGAUCAGCGUUCGCUUGCCAAAGAGGAGCCUGCCCAAAACUCUGCGUCCGAACAAGUGGCACAAAGCACCCCGGACAAAGAGGAAGAGAAGCCAGAGGCAAACGCAGAGGCAAAGGAGGAAGCAAAGCCAGAGGCCAAUGAAGAGGCGAAGGCAGAAGCAACUGCAGAAGUAAAGAUAGAAUCAAAUGCAGACGGAAAUGUAGAAAUUAAGGUAGAAGCAAAGGCUGAGGGAGAGACGCAGCCCGAGGCAGCAAAGGAGGAGGAGAAGCCAGCAUUGGUAGUGGAAGAGGUCGUGAAAGAGGCGGAGAAGGUGGUGGAGACAGAAAAGGUAGAGGAAGCCACGAAGGAGGCGGCUGCAGCUCCAGAGGAAGAUGGGGAAAAGAAGACAGAGGAGGCGACCUCAUAGGGGACAAUCCAUUGCUCUAUCUGAAUCACAUUACAUGCUUACAUUCAACAGUACACAAAAUACAGCAUUGCUAAAAUAAGUUGGCAUACAAAAUAUCAGUACAGUAAACACUCCAAACCCAGCUCUGAAGAAACCCUAGUCCUCCUAUAUGAUAAAUAAUACAUGUACAUGACAUUAGAGUUAUUGCUUUGUACUACUACUUACCACUAUGUUCAUAUGUACAGCAUGUGCAUCCCACUAUAUAGCACAUUUACCUCAUUAUGAUAAUACUAUGAUAGCAUGCAGAUGUUCACUAUCAUGUGCAUGCCGUAUCCCUGUGAAAACCUUAAUGCAAAAUAUGAUUCCCCCACUGCAGCACACUGACAUAUGACCUCAUUGUCACUGUGUGUUAACACACCACUGCAGACAAGGGGUCUAGUUUAAAUCCCGUCCUCUCCCCACUUUUGCCUCUGUCUGGGUCUUUUCUUCUACAGUUGUGCCAUGCAUCUGCAGUAUACACCUUACUGAGCACUAAUGGCUUAAAGGAAUAGUUCGGCAUUUUGGGAAAUUUGUUUAGUAGCCCUUUUGACAAGACUUAAAUGAGACUCAACUGCCACUUUCACGUGUCAGUUGAAUAUGAUGCUACACCGGGUAGCCUGUUAGCUUAGCUUAGCAUAAAGACUGGAUACCAGAGAAAACAGCUCACCUGGCUCUAAUUAAAACAUUAUACCUUGUGGUUUACUUUCUUGCAUAGAUGUUGAAUGCUGAACUAUUCCUUUAAUGGCUGCAUGGAAAUUCUGUCAAUAACACCUUUCAACUCACAAUGCUCUGGAGCUGAUUUGGCAUGACAAUAAACAAAUUGUUUUGCUGAGGCAUUGCAUUACUGAAGCUCAUCUUUGUGUAUUUCUGCUCCAUCACACCUUCUUCUACCCAUCUUUGUAGUUUAGAGUGCAGGCUUUCUGCUGUCUCUUUCCCAGAAUAGUCAGCCAUGGAUUAGGAACUGGAAGAUCAGGUGUGGCCUUUGGCUAAAUAAUUAAGAUUCAAGGGUGGAAUUCACACCAAACGACCCUUACGGUCAAAGGGGAAGCCAAAAAUAGUCCCAUGAAAGUGGGCUGGGGAGAAACAUGUACUGAGCCAGUCAGAGAAGGUGCAACCUGAUCCACCCGGAUUAGAACGGGUGGGGAAGAACAAGAUAUCAAGAAAACCAAGAAACGCAUUACAAAUGUCGUUUGAUGGCUAUUUUUAUCUCAUGUACUUUAUAAAACAAUUAUGCUUUUAUUGCGUCUACCAAAAAUGGCAUUAAAAUGGUCAGGUUCUUCUCAUUGAACCAUAAAGGUGCUAGAUAGUAAAGUAUUUAGAGGGACUGGAUGGGGGGGGGCAGAAACUUGACCUUUUUUUUGGAUGAUCUCUUUAAAAUUUACUAAUUGUUGCUUGUUGUUUUCCGCUGGUUUUAGCACCAGUUAUUCAGGCUUGCAUGUUUGUUUACUGGUCACACCCAGUUAAAAGACCCUGUUUGACCUGCAACUGGAUCCUUGAGUCCCUGGCAUUGGAAAACUACUGGAUUAGGCAUCUGAGGGGUAACACACCCUUGGACACAAACAAUUACAUGAAAGUAAUCCUGGGAUACGAUGAUCCUUCCCAUCAGACAAGGUGGUAGUGUCAGAGGGAUCGCUUCAUUGUCAGAGGUUGAAGAAUACUGAGCCAUCAAUAUGAAUCUAUGUGGUGUGAUCUUUUACAAUGGGCUGAUACAUAAAGACAUUGCAUGCUAUCAGAAACGUAUUUGCUAGAUAUUGCCAUUGUAUCAUUGUAUAACCAUUCUUAUUUGUGGCCAUUAUUUAAGUUCUACAUGGCCUUGAAUUUUUGCUACCACUUUAUAUUUAACUCUUCCUUCUUUGGACCACUAUGGAGAUCACUUGAAAAACAUAGUUCUUUGUCACAUUAUAUGCAAUUUGUUAAUUACAAUUUAAUGAUCUGUAAAUUGUCUCACCAUCAAUAAUGCAGCCAUGAAAAAAUGGCUCGUGUUGCACGCCUGUUAAGUUAUAGGUCUACACGGCCGACCACAUAGUGCUUCAGGCACAUUUUUGGCAUGCUACCAAAUGUGCACCUUAUGCGCCGAAAACAGCACCUGGCACUUGGAACAGCUCAGCAGCAAAAUGGGCAAGACAAAUAAACCUGAGUCAUGUGGUCACCCUGUCUCACUGUGACACUCCCAUUGUAAAUAUUCAUUUACACAUUCUGCUUCGCCUUUAUACUCAUAGUAGUACUACAUUUCCUGCAUGGGCUGGUGACUAACAACCUUAUUGGACAUAUGGGGUUAUUUAGACUAUUUUAUUAUUGCUUUUACGAUAUUCUUUUUUAAUAUAUUAAAAUACUUCUCUUAUCAAGGUACUUCCUGUAACCAAUGGUAACAUUCUCUUGCAUCAUCUACAGCUAGCUCCCUGUUCAACAUGUACAUAGGCCCAAUACGCUUGCAUCAUUUGGGACAAGUAUAUCUAUGGGGCCAGUGUAUAUAUAAUAUAUAAUAUGUAUGUAUAUAUAUAUUAUAUAUCCAAUUUUUUAAAUCACUUUUCUCUGCUUUCUUUGCUCUCAAAAUAAUGAUAAGACAAAACUGGAUCAAUGAAAAUUCACUUUACAGGCAUGUUUUAUAUGUACACGACUUACUUGCACUACCAACUGAUUGCUGGAAUUGCAGUAAACACACUUGGGUCAAACGUUAUCUGGGAAUAAUAUUAUCUUUAUUUUAAUCUGUUUGGAUUAUCAGGUGGACUCAGUGAGCUAUGAGGGCUUUUUUUCAGAGACGUUGAAGUGUCUGAACCAGCAGUAAUGUUACUCUCCCAUAGUGUAAACCCCACCCAACCGUAACUCCUUGUAGAUUAAAAACAUGCUGGAACGAAACGGAGAUUUGCAACAGGGAGUGUUUGCAGUUAGAUUAUCAUUACCACACAAUGGGUCCCAUUCAUUCUGACAUACAUAGAUGAAGAGAAUCCUCCCGGUGUACAUACAAGUACAUGGGGGUGCUUUUAAGGUUCAUUGGUUUAAAUUUGAUGUGAUUAUGGGACCAUUCCCCAGGGUAUUGUGCAGGCUUGUGUCAUUGUGUGUUGAUGUACUCUUGUUUAUUUCCUGCCAAGUACUAGAGGGUGUGUGUGAGUUUAGCAGUUGGACUCAUUUCAGUCCACUGUCAUGUCCAGCAAACUCCACUAUUUCAACGUCAUGUGUAAUAGCUGUAUCAUUUUUUUUGGCUUAAUCUAUGCAACAUGUGUAAUGGCUAAUAUUGAAUAAAACUGUG
Messenger RNA from Scomber scombrus (Atlantic mackerel), 4217 nucleotides. It is a transcript of the gene s100u, whose product is annotated as S100 calcium binding protein U. The record is from RefSeq and is a predicted model, not a curated record. Gene Ontology annotation, molecular function: calcium ion binding. Lineage: Eukaryota; Metazoa; Chordata; Actinopteri; Scombriformes; Scombridae. The transcript has 3 exons. Gene Ontology annotation, cellular component: perinuclear region of cytoplasm. The coding region runs from base 308 to 952 and encodes 214 amino acids.